Molecule: messenger RNA, 1071 nt
Organism: Vicia faba (fava bean)
Lineage: Eukaryota; Viridiplantae; Streptophyta; Magnoliopsida; Fabales; Fabaceae
Source: the annotation of a GenBank genome assembly
AUGCAGUACAUAGUCUCUGCACCUAUUCUUCCUCACAUGACAACCAACAUCUCUCAGAACUCAAACAUUUUCCUCUCACUAUCUAGCAAAAUUACUUCCCUCAACUCCCAUCAAAAAAACAACACAAAACCAUCAUACUCUUCCUUUACUCCACUACACACAAAAAACAAAAACAACAUCACAAGGAAACAACAUGAUGCAAACGCUGUAACAUUUUCUCGGUAUGAUGCACUUGCUGCUGAACCUGAACCUGAACCUGUACCAUAUGGAAACUCACCACUUCCUUUAGCUACAGAGAGGCUUCAAGACGAAUUUAGAAAGCUAUCAAUGCAAAUGGCCACGACGUUUGAAGCAAAUGAGACAGCUACCACGAGAGCGCUUACAGAAGCAGGUGAGCUUCGCAUGCAGAAAAAAAACUACUGGAGGAAAUGCUGCGUAAAGUCAAACAAGAGAAAAAAGCACGAGGAACUUGUUGGCAAUGAUUUCUCCGAGGCGAUCCAAUUGCUAAAAGAUGAAAAUGAAAAGCUUACAGUGGAAAUCUCAUGCUUAUCUGAGCAAGUAAAACAAAAGGAAGUCUCAAGUUCUGACUUGGAACUUAUGAAGAAAUCACUCGAGGAAUAUGAGACCCUCUUCAAUACUCAAAAGGAAGAGAGAAAUGAGCUUGUGAGUACAAUUGCUCUGUUGAAGAAGGAAGCAGAACAGUCACUUUAUGAGCUAAAUAGGACGGGGCAUCUCAAAGACGAAGAAGAGAAAGCGGGUAAACUCUUGCAUUCAGAGUUGGAUGCUCUUAAAACUCAAUAUAGUGACCUGCAGCGUUCUCUUUUUGAUGAUGAGACUGAGAAAGAAAUACUAAGAAAGCAAAUUUUCCAUCUUAACGGUGAACUGAAAAAGAAGAACGAAAACUCCAUCACGCACACCGGCCGGCCGUCGCGCCGCAUCGGACCCACGACCUCCUCUCGCGAGGACCGCCCAUCAACAACAACCACUCCAUCAAACAGCAACAAACCCCUUCAAUCUUCACCGUCACAACCCACCUGCAUCCGCCUUACUAUCAACCGCCACGAGAUCUAA